AUGGACGGCCACUACUCCAGAUUUGCAGUCAUCGCGACCACGGAGCAAAAGUCCAUGGAUUUCUCAGAGCCAGAGCAUGGACCCAAGCUCCAAGAUCACUUCCCACGGCCGCAAAUUGAGGAGAAGAAUGGCCGAGUGGCACUUCGAAGGAGCUUCUCGUCUUCCUCCCGGAGGUUUGUCGGCGGCGACAGCUCCGCCACACUUCAGGCCGCUGUGAAAAGGGCCUUCUCCAUGAGAAGGUCCUCCUCCGUCAGGGAGGGCUACUCGAGGAUUCAUGACGAAACCGGCGAGGAGGAGGAGGAAGAAGGCGACGGAGGGUUCACCGAGCAGCAGCAGCGGCAAGGGAGCAACCACAGCGAGCAGAGGAAGAAGAAGAAGAAGCAGCGGCCGGGGAAGUUCUUGAGGACUUGUAAGAGAAUCUUUGGAUUCUAG
Molecule: messenger RNA, 432 nt
Organism: Zingiber officinale
Lineage: Eukaryota; Viridiplantae; Streptophyta; Magnoliopsida; Zingiberales; Zingiberaceae
Exons: 1
Coding region: 1-432 (143 amino acids)
Source: RefSeq, a predicted model, not a curated record